Molecule: messenger RNA, 3068 nt
Organism: Daldinia caldariorum
Lineage: Eukaryota; Fungi; Ascomycota; Sordariomycetes; Xylariales; Hypoxylaceae
Product: P-loop containing nucleoside triphosphate hydrolase protein
Exons: 3
Coding region: 253-2616 (787 amino acids)
Cellular component (GO): intracellular anatomical structure; spliceosomal complex
Molecular function (GO): RNA helicase activity; RNA binding; ATP binding
Source: RefSeq, a predicted model, not a curated record
UAUGUGCCCUUAGCUAUUAUCAUAUCUACGUAACAGAUUCGGAGAAGUGGGGCCCAAAAUGUUUAACCAAAAAAAAAAAAUAAUAAUAAUAAUAAUAAAAAUAAAAAUCAUUGACCACUUAAGCUUUCUGCCUUUUUUUCAGCCUUGUCCUCACCAACCAUCUUACUGCGACAACACCCAAAUUUUCGGAAAGGCAACGACGUAUCUUUGGGUUUAUCAGCAGAAGAAGAAAAAAAGGACAAAUCAGGAGAGAUGGCUGAUAAAUCAAGCGGGAAUGUUUCGCAAAAUGAUAAAAAGCGGCUAAGUAGUCCGGAUGUUGAGACGCCUACAAAGCGCGUUAAAACAGAAGACGGCGACGACUCGACACUGACCGAAUACAACAAAUACCUUGCGCAUUGGGACGACGGCAACGGUGAUUCUGAUAGCAAAUACAAGGGGAAUGGCUCCGGAUUUAGCGAUAGAUUACCGAAAGGCUCCCCGUUGGCGCAUUUCGAACGACGAAAGACAACUGCCAAACAAGCAUUCGAAGCUGAGAAUGGCGACAAUAACCCCUUCACGGGAGAACCGCACUCCCAGCAGUAUUUUAAUAUUUUGAAGGCAAGACGCAACCUUCCCGUAUAUAAGCAAAGACAAGAGUUUCUCGAUCUAUAUCACAAGUCGCAGAUCCUGGUUUUCGUCGGUGAGACUGGUUCCGGUAAAACGACGCAAAUUCCACAAUACGUUGUCUACGACGAACUGCCGCAUCUGAACCGAAAGAUGGUUGCAUGUACUCAACCCCGACGAGUCGCUGCCAUGUCCGUUGCACAGCGUGUUGCCGACGAGCUCGACGUCACCCUAGGAGAGGAGGUCGGUUAUAGCAUUCGUUUCGAGGACAAGACGAGUUCCAAGACGAUGCUUAAGUACAUGACCGAUGGUAUGCUGUUGAGAGAAGCAAUGCAUGACCACGAUAUGUCGCGAUAUAGCUGUAUUAUUCUGGAUGAAGCGCACGAGCGUACCCUUGCUACCGACAUUCUGAUGGCACUUCUGAAGCAGGUCACCAGACGUAGGCCCGACCUCAAGCUUAUUGUCAUGUCUGCCACGCUAGAUGCCCAGAAAUUCCAAAGAUAUUUUUACGACGCGCCCUUGCUCGCUGUUCCAGGUCGAACAUUUCCUGUCGAGAUUUUCUAUACACCUGAGCCCGAGAAGGAUUAUGUGGAGGGCGCGAUACGUACUGUGCUUCAAAUCCAUGCUGGUGAGGACGAGGGUGACAUUCUCCUCUUCCUCACUGGUGAAGAAGAGAUUGAGGACACGUGUAGGAAGAUUUCUCUUGAGGUCGAUGAGCUUGUGAGGGAAACCGAUUGUGGACCAAUGAGCGUCUACCCCCUUUAUGGUACCCUUCCUCCGCAUCAGCAACAGAAAAUCUUCGACCCCGCACCACCGCCGUUAAGGAAAGGCGGCAGGCCUGGUCGCAAGUGCAUAGUAUCAACCAAUAUUGCCGAGACAAGUUUGACAAUUGACGGUAUCGUCUACGUUGUCGAUCCCGGUUUCAGCAAGCAGAAGAUCUAUAACCCUCGGCUACGCGUGGAGUCGCUUUUGGUAUCUCCCAUCUCCAAGGCUUCCGCUCAGCAGCGAGCUGGUCGUGCUGGUCGAACGAAACCUGGAAAGUGUUUCCGCCUCUAUACGGAAAAGGCAUUCAAAGAGGAACUGAUUGAGCAGACGUACCCCGAAAUUCUCCGAUCUAAUCUUGCCAACACCGUCCUCGAGCUCAAGAAGCUUGGUGUUGUGGAUUUGGUGCAUUUUGAUCUCAUGGAUCCUCCUGCGCCCGAGACGAUGAUGCGAGCCCUCGAAGAACUAAAUUAUCUCAGGUGCCUCGACGACGAGGGAGAACUAACAGCCCUCGGCGGCCUAGCAUCUGAGUUUCCCUUGGAUCCCAGCCUAGCCGUCAUGUUGAUUUCAAGCCCCGAGUUCUACUGCUCCAACGAAAUUCUAUCAAUCACGGCCCUCCUUUCGGUGCCUCAAAUCUUCGUGCGCCCAGCCCAAAAGAGGCGGGAAGCUGACGAAAUGAAGAAUUUGUUUAAACAUAACGACGGAGACCAUUUGACGAUGCUGAACGUGUACCACGCUUUCAAGGGAGUCUUGAACCGCGGUGAAGACGCAAGGAAUUGGUGUCACAAGCACUAUCUGUCGUUCCGCCACCUUUCCAGUGCGGAUAACGUCCGUGCUCAACUCAAGCGCAUCAUGGAAACGCAGGGCUUGGACCUCGUCAGCACAGACUUCAACGAUAAGAACUAUUACACCAAUAUUCGUCGCGCGCUCAUCACCGGCUUCUUCAUGCAAGUAGCUAAGAAGGAGAAGGACAGGGUAUACCGCACCCUCAAAGACAACAGCCAGCAAGUUAUGCUGCACCCAAGCACGGUGCUCCAGACAGAAUACGACUGGGUCCUCUACAACGAAUUCGUCAUGACGUCUAAGCAUUACAUCCGAACAGUCACUGGAAUUAAACCAGAGUGGCUUUUGGAACUUGCCCCCGCAUAUUACGAUAUCGAUUCUUGGGACGGGCAGAAAGAAGUCAAGUUAGCACUGAAGGCCGUGGCUGACAAGAUGAGACGCCGGGCUGCUAUGAAGGGUGGUCGCUGAACCAGGCUAUCAUAAUUACCGCGAUAAAACGAUAAUGCCCUACGAAUUAGGACGAUCGAGGUCCCGAGAUUCCUUUCCAUGCAGAGUCGAGUUGAUAUACUGGGGAAUAUGGAACUUUUGGAACUGACAAUCCGAAGGCUAACAAAGCAUGUCUAAGAUGAGGAUUGCUCAGAGACAGGAAGUCCGGAACAUCUUAUAAGGUGUAUCUUAUACUACCUUAUCGCUAUCCUAGCAUUCGCGGGAGAUGUAUGAUGCGUGUCAUGUUAAUAAUUGAUGAAAAGAAACUUACUAGGCAAAGAGCUGUAAGGCUAAAGCAAGGCAGGAAGAAGCAUUUUAGAUCAGAGACCGUGGCCGCGAUAGAGAGCAAUGGCACAGAAGACGUUCUAAUAUAAGGUAUCUAGGUAGUUAGAUAAAGUCUUAAAACAAACAAAUGAGAAAUAUAUUGGCUCUAA